AUGCUUUACAGAUCUGUCACUGCUGCUGCGCUAUUAGCGCCAUCGGUCCUGGCAAGCCCGACAUCUAAUGGUCAGAACCACACGUGCAAGAAGACGAAGGUCGCCAUCCUCGGUGGCGGCGUGGCUGGUGUUACAGCUGCUCAAUCGCUGAGCAACCAUUCCAUUGAUGACUUUGUCAUCCUCGAAUACAACGGCGAAAUUGGUGGUCGCGUGAAACAUACAACGUUCGGAAAAGAUGCGUCUGGAAAGCCGUUGACUGUUGAACUUGGUGCCAACUGGGUACAGGGGUUGGGAACGACAGGCGGACCGCAAAAUCCAAUAUGGACUCUGGCACAAAAAUAUGGCGUGAACAAUACCUACUCGAAUUACAGCUCUAUCUUGACCUACGACGAAACUGGCUACUCGGACUAUACGAGUCUCUUUGACGAUUUUGAAAAUGCAUAUUCGGUCACGGAACAGCUGGCCGGAACUAUUCUUACAGAUAGUCUUCAAGAUUUAAACACUCGUGCCGGUCUCACCCGCGGUGGCUGGAAGCCAAAGAAGGACAUGAAGGCCCAGGCGAUAGAGUGGUGGGAAUGGGAUUGGGAGUAUGCCUAUGAACCGGAAGUAAGCUCUUUGCUUUAUGGAAUCGUGAACUAUAAUACCUCAUUCUAUCAGUGGUCCGAUGAAAACAACUAUGUCUGGGACCAGCGCGGCUUCAAUACCUGGAUAAAAAACGAAGCAAGCACAUUUUUGGGAAAAAAUGACCCGCGUUUACAUCUCAAUACUAUAGUCACCAACGUUACCUACAGUGACACCGGAGUGACGGUUACUGACAGCAAGGGCGGCUGUGUCGAGGCCGAGUACGCGAUUUGCACUUUCUCACUCGGUGUUCUUCAAAACGACGCUGUGUCGUUCGAGCCCGAAUUCCCAAUCUGGAAACAAGACAGCAUCGAUACCUUCGACAUGGGUACCUACACCAAGAUCUUCCUGCAGUUUCCACCAGACAAAGUCUUCUGGCCAAAGGACACGCAAUAUUUCCUCUACGCUGACCCUGCUGAACGUGGCCGGUAUCCGGUAUUCCAGUCACUUGACGCCCCGGGCUUCCUCGAGGGAUCCGGCAUAAUCUUCGUCACCGUGGUACACGACCAGUCAUACCGCGUUGAAGGCCAGAGUGAUGAGAAGACCAAGGACGAGGUCAUGGCAGUACUACGUGACAUGUACGGCGCCGACAACGUGCCAGAUCCGAUUGAUUUCAUGUAUCCUCGUUGGAGCCUGGAACCAUGGGCUUAUGGCAGUUAUUCCAAUUGGCCGUGGGGCGUCACACUCGAAAUGCAUCAGAACCUGCGCGCCAAUGUCGGUCGUCUGCAUUUUGCCGGCGAGGCGACUAGCGCAGAAUAUUUUGGAUUCUUACAGGGAGCUUGGUAUGAAGGGCAAAAGGCGGGAGAAAUUGUGGCUGGCUGUUUGAAAGGCGCCAAAGAUAGCAGCUGUGUCCAAGAUAAGCAUUAUGCUCCCUUGCAUGGCAGUACUGCGGUCAGCGAGUAUGAUGUGCAGAAUGGGUGGACCGUGACGAGCUUCCAGACCAACGGGUUUUAG
Talaromyces rugulosus is the source of this 1575-nucleotide messenger RNA. RefSeq lists its product as uncharacterized. The transcript has 7 exons. NCBI's taxonomy places the organism in Eukaryota, Fungi, Ascomycota, Eurotiomycetes, Eurotiales, Trichocomaceae. Gene Ontology annotation, molecular function: oxidoreductase activity. The record is from RefSeq and is a predicted model, not a curated record. Bases 1 to 1575 code for a protein of 524 amino acids.